AUUAGCCUCUAUACUGGUAGCUUCGGACAGUCCGGUAGGUUCGGACGUUUUAAAAAUGACGUAAAAUCGAAGGUAUAAACGCGACGUCGCGAGCCAAUCUUCUGACAAUAUUUUGACAAGAAGACACACUGUCGUAUUCCAGUAAGAAAAAUCAGCAAAAUGCGCCAUAAACAGCCGAAAGCAUCGAAAUAUCAUGGUAAAUACAGGGGAUACAGAAAAGAGGCACUUGUUCUGGCUGUCGAAGCUGUCCAAAAGGGAUUGUCGGUGCGGAGAGCCGCAGCACAAUUUUGUGUGCCACGGGCCACCCUUGCUGAUAGAGUAUCGGGACGGAUAAGUGGUACAGUAACCAAGGAGACACUCUUUAACCAAGAGGAGGAAUUGAGGUUAGUGGAGUAUUUAGAGUCACUGGCACAGCUCGGAUAUGGGGCCACUAGAAGUCGACUCAAAGAUUUGGCUGGGGAUUUAGCCUUUAGCCUUGGUAAACGGGGAAAGAAUAAGCCUUUAAGCAACGACUGGGUCUCGGGAUUUUUACAGAGAUGGAAAACACGCCUGUCAUCUGUUCGCCCAAGUGCAUUGGAAUCUUACCGUGCGAAGUAUGCAACUCCGGAAUCGGUGGAUCAUUAUUUCAAAAAUCUUGAAGAAACAUUAAAAAAGUAUGACUUAUUAAACAAGCCAGAGUGCAUUUACAAUUUAGAUGAGACCGGUAUCCAGCCAGAACAUCGCCCCCUUAACAUUAUUGCCCCCACCUGUGAAAAGGCGCAGUCAGUUACAUCCCCGAGAUCAACAACAACUACCGUAAUUGGGUGCGCAAAUGCUAUGGGCAAUCACGUUCCACCUUUCUUUGUUUUUAAAGGGAAACGGGAGAAUCCCGAGCUUAUGAAAGGUAGCUCUCCGGGUUCAAGAUUUUGUAUGUCCGACUCUGGGUGGUCAAACAGUAACGUUUUAAAAAUUUAUCUUGAGCAGCAUUUCAUUCCGAACGUCCGACGUGGAGAGAAUGACAAGCAACCGAUAUUGCUUCUUUUUGAUGGGCAUAGUUCUCACACAUCCACUGAUCUUAUUGAAUGGGCCAUUUCAAAAAAUAUUAUCUUAUUUGUAUUACCUGCUCAUACAUCACACAUAUUGCAGCCAUUGGACGUAGCUAUUUUUGGCCCCUUUAAAGGUCAUUAUUACAGGGAAUGCGCUGCAUUUAUGCAUAGGCAUAUGGGUAGAUCAGUCACCAAAUACGACAUGGCAGAAAUUGCGUGCACGGCAUAUUUGCAUGCAAUGAGUCCCUUAAAUAUUGUAUCGGCCUUUAGAAAGACGGGAAUAUACCCCUUUAACCAACAGGAGAUUCAGGCUGAAAAAUUGUUCCCAUGUGAGACUUUCAGGGAAGACACGCCCUUACAGAAGGUGAUUGCAAUGAAAACUGGUAAAGAGGCAGUUGAUAAAUACUUCGAAGACAAGUACAACCGUAGAAGUUCUAGCCCUAUGUCACCAAAGACAGGUGUUCAAGUAUCCAAAUGCACUUGCAAAAAGGCCAUAUUGAAACCUAAACCCAGUGGAAAACAAAUAACCGAGGCCACUUUCUUGCAACAGCUGUACGAAUACGAGCAUGCAAAAGAAACCCGUACUGGCACAACUGCAACGAAUCCGAAGAGUCCCCAACCAUCGACAAGUGGAAUUCACAACAACUCCAUUGAAAUUGCUUUAAGCGAUAAUGACAUUUCCGAUGAAGACUCUGAGGUUUGCUGUGUAUGUAAGAGUUUUUACCCACCAUCGGAAAAAAAUCCUUAUCUUAAAAUUGUUAAUUGGGCCUAUUGCGAUAAAUGCAGUCAUUGUGUGCAUCUAUCUUUUUGUCACGAGAAACGAGUCAUAAGGAGAGGAGACACGUUUUUGUGUCCCCACUGUGUUUAGUUAAUUAAUUAUUGCGUUACGUGUUCUCCCUUAUCAUGCUUUUCAUAUUGUUCUCGUCUUAACAUUUAUAUAAUCGUGCGUAGUCUUUUAAACGAGAAACAUAAGUACCAAUCUUAAAAACACCAAGUCGGAAGGGAUGUGUGUAUAGUUGUGAUUGACGGCAAAACCAUACACAUAUCCGUACUGUUAUCAUUUUUAAAUUUUUGCUGUGUAAAAUCUGAAAAGGAUAUUGUCGUUUCAAAUUAUAUAUAUAUAUAUAUAUAUAUAUAUAUAUAUAUAUAUAUAUAUAUAUACCAAUAUAUAGUGCCAGUUACGCGGUCUCGGUAGUUUUCAGACUGUACUUACGAGGUCAAUAUAAAAAACGGGGUCUAUAUACAACCCCGCAUUCUAGGCUCCUUUAAUUACUAUGAGGGGGGUGUAGGGGAGGUAAUGCAAUCAAAUCUCACAAUAAGGUCUUAAAUCGAAAACCACAAUCACGUCUGAAAUUGAAAUUGUAUAUACCUCGCAAAUAAGUUCGCUAUAUAUAUUCCUUGUAUAAGACGUUAAAUAAAUGGCGUGUUCAUAAAUAACAAUAUAUAAGGUACCCUUAUAUACCUUAAUUCGUGUUAAUAUCGGAUAAAAAAGGGUAUGGAGAUACAGGUUUUUUAUGUGGGAACCCCAUAACCUAUUUCUAAAUCAGAGACCCCGUAACUUGCCUUA
Molecule: messenger RNA, 2592 nt
Organism: Dreissena polymorpha
Lineage: Eukaryota; Metazoa; Mollusca; Bivalvia; Myida; Dreissenidae
Exons: 2
Coding region: 160-1893 (577 amino acids)
Cellular component (GO): nucleus
Molecular function (GO): DNA binding
Source: RefSeq, a predicted model, not a curated record